UUUCUUUCUUUCAAAUAAUUCUGUGGGUCUUUUCCCAGAUAUGUAUUUUCUCUCAAUUUAACUUCUAACUUAAGUUUCCGCCCAUGUGACUUCCAGGCGUUACCAGAAACCACAAGAGAGAGGGCGCGAGCCCCAAGGCAAGCGACAUGUCCCUGUGGGGAGCAGAGCCUCUGCACCCCGGAGCGAGGAGGACGCAGGGGUCAGGGGCAGCGGCAAGGCGGGCAGAGGAGGGCCCUGAGGAGGGGGGUGGGCUGCUGGCCUGGGGGGAGCAGUCAGGAAGGGAGGCCAGCUGGUGACAGGAGAGCCCCGAGGCGCCUGGGGCUGCGUGGAGAGCCCGGAAGACUGCGGCCAUGCCUCACAGCUCCGACAGCAGCGAUUCCAGCUUCAGCCGCUCUCCACCCCCCGGCAAACAGGACUCAUCUGAUGAUGUGAGAAAGGUUCAGAGAAGGGAGAAAAAUCGCAUCGCCGCCCAGAAGAGCCGGCAGAGGCAGACACAGAAAGCCGACACCCUCCACCUGAGUCUGGCCAAGUCCUACCUGCCCCUCAAGAUUCUGUUGGAACAUCUCCUAGAAGCCCCCUUCUGGCUCCCUGCUUUGUCAACUGUGAACCAGCAUGGAUCUCCACCACACGUUCACUGCAUUGCCCCACAAUGAUGGGUUCACAGAUGAGUCUCGUGAAUCUGUGGAUUCCCCAAGGUUUCUUGGCUGCAAGGCAUAUGGGAUCUUCAAUCCCUGACCAGGGACUGAACCCACACCCCCUGCAUUGGAAGGCCAAGUCUUAACCACUGGGCCCCCUGGGAAGUCCCCUAGAACCAUGGUCUUUGUUGUGUCGGUUUCCCUGACACCCAGCACAGCACGGGGUCCGUGGUGACGACUGUGAAAAUGAAUGAAUGACUGUGAAGACAGCUCCACAAGCCAGAGAGGAUCUUUAUACAGCACGGGGCUGGACCACAUGAUUCUAUCUCUUGUCUACACUGCAGUUCCAACAUCACAUAACCCUGCCGGGUCAGCACCCCUCUGCUUUGUCACCCAUGGGCUGUUAACUGUUGCCCAGGCAGCAACAACUCUCACUGCUAAUGCAGUUCCUCUAUUUCAAUAUGCAAAGAAAGCUUCACACCUCUGGGCUUUCUAUAGAUUAUGCAAAAAAAAAAAAAAAAAAAAAAGCCAUUUUAAUAUCU
Bubalus bubalis (water buffalo) is the source of this 1177-nucleotide messenger RNA. It is a transcript of the gene BATF, whose product is annotated as basic leucine zipper ATF-like transcription factor. Gene Ontology annotation, molecular function: RNA polymerase II cis-regulatory region sequence-specific DNA binding; DNA-binding transcription factor activity, RNA polymerase II-specific. Lineage: Eukaryota; Metazoa; Chordata; Mammalia; Artiodactyla; Bovidae. Gene Ontology annotation, biological process: regulation of transcription by RNA polymerase II. The transcript is spliced from 4 exons. Gene Ontology annotation, cellular component: nucleus. The coding region runs from base 351 to 653 and encodes 100 amino acids. The record is from RefSeq and is a predicted model, not a curated record.